GACAGCAAUGGUUUAAUAAGGGAGUUGGUUUAGUACUCCCUGACAGCAAUGGGAAUUAGUUUAUUUUCCUCAUUUGCUAUACGCUUAUCUAUUAUUUUUAAUCUAUGCUAAACAAGAUAAUGUGUAUCUGGAGGGCACUCAGAAGAAUUGCACUUUCGCAUACACAAUGUUAAGAAGUGAAGUUAGCGUGUUUUAUUGCGUUUCCUCGUAUACCGAACCUGUUUAUUACCUUUUAUCUAUGCUAAACAGUGUGUACUUUGAGGGAAGUGCGUAUAAGGUAGGGCACGGCUGUGGUGUAGUAAUGCAGAUUCCCUCACUGUAAGUCAUUGUCUGAUACCUGAGAGGGAGGAAAAAAAGACGUCACAGCCAGGCUGAAGUCACUGCCACAUCAGCUGCCAUCCUCCCUCGCAACCAAAAGUCACACAAAUGGAAUCACGACGGAAAUACAAAGAGCAUGACAAAUAACUAUAAUCAUCAAAACACAUGGACUUGUUUUUUUUUUAAUUAAACAGCUACAAUGAAUAAUUAUUAUUAAGGCGUUUUUAAACGUUUUCAUUAUAUUUUUGUUAUAUAUUUUUUCGCUGCUCGUUUCUAAUGGCAGGAAACGCGUGUGUGCGUCUGAUGGAGAAGAACAGAUCAGCCUGGUGGUUUACGUUCCUGGUACUCGGCUAUGUGCUGUAUCUGUUGUUCGGGGCCGUGGUCUUCUCCUCGGUGGAGCUGCCGUACGAAGAGCUGCUGCGGCGAGAGCUGCUAGAAAUGAAGCAGCUCUUCUUACAGGAGAACGAGUGUCUGAGUGAGCAGCGCCUGGAGCAGUUCCUGAUUCGAGUGCUGGAGGCCAGCAACUACGGUGUGUCCGUGCUCAGCAACGCGUCUGCCAAUUGGAACUGGGACUUCACCUCGGCGCUGUUCUUCGCCAGUACAGUGCUUUCCACUACAGGAUAUGGUCACAGUGUGCCCUUGUCAGAUGGAGGCAAAACCUUCUGUAUAAUUUACUCGGUCAUUGGGAUCCCUUUCACGCUUCUUUUUUUAACGGCAUUGGUUCAGCGUCUCAUUGUCUAUGUGACACGACGGCCAGUUUUGUAUAUUCAUCUCCGCUGGGGUUUUUCCAAGCAGAUAGUUUCCAUAGUUCAUGCAUUGGUUUUAGGCUUCAUCAUGGUUUCAUGUUUUUUUUUAAUUCCAGCUGCGGUUUUUUCUAUUCUUGAAGAAGACUGGAAUUUCUUAGAGUCUUUUUAUUUUUGCUUCAUUUCUUUAAGCACAAUUGGCCUUGGUGACUAUGUUCCGGGGGAGGGCUACAAUCAGAGAUUCAGACAUCUUUACAAACUGGGCAUUACAUGUUAUUUAUUGCUGGGCCUUGUUGCUAUGCUUGUAGUACUGGAGACCUUCUGUGAGCUUCCAGAACUAAAGAAAUUAAGGAAAUUGUUCUACAUUAAGAAAAAGAUAGAAGACGAUCAAGAACACAUAAUAGAACACGACCAACUGUCUUUUUCUUCAAUUUCAGACCAAGCAGCUACAUUAAAGGAGGAGCAAAAACUAAGCGAACCCUUUGUGUCACUGCAGCCAGUUACUUACUAUGCUACUGAUGCUUCUAUAAACCAUUAGCAGUACACAGAGUGAAGCAAUUGGAGUUCAGUUUCCCAUAAUAUCAUAUACCUCUCUUUUCAAUGCUGGCACUAACAAUUGUUUCAACAAUGGAAUGAAAUAAUGGACAGUAAAUUUAGAUAUGUUGUACUUGCUUAAAAUAUAUUUGCUCACUUUAUAUUGGGGUACUGAUCUUGUACUUUGUGCAUAUUUACACACAUAACUCAUGUUUACUAUUAUUUACAAUUGUCUAAUGAACAGAAAUAUUACCGCAGUACCUCAAAUGUUUUUUGCACUGAUUGCAUUAAAGCAGCAUAUUUUAUUUCUCAAAGGGACAGUAAACACUAAUAAUGUUUUUACAUUAUGAUACAAUAAUCGUCUCAUUAAUUUUUAUGAGGGAAAACUUUUUAUUUUGUCGUCACGAUUAUUUUGACCUAAGGAAUUGCAGUUGUUAAUUCAAGAGGGUAAUGUUAUCAUGCACAAGUGUGCUCUACUGUAGUAUGAAUGAUGUCAGGAGCAUGGACUCUUAUGAGUAUGCCAUAAGUUAACACACAUUAAUGGCCACAUAUUGCAUUAUAAUGUAAAAAAAAAUUGCUUUUACUGUCCCUUUAAACUUAAAAAUAAUUGCUAUUUGAUUAGAAUAAAAUAAAGAGGUUGCAGCUUGUGAUAUAUUUUGAUUGGUUGUCUGAAGAAUGUUUUAUUGCUUCUGUAGCUUUAAUAGUUUCAUUAAAGUAAAUUAACUACAUAUUGUUUAUAUGUAAGCACAAACAAGAAGCACUGUUUCUAAUAUUGUACAUAUAUGUGUGUUUAGGUUUAAUAUAUAUAUUGUAUAUACACACACACAUACAUAUAUAGCCUGUAUCUAUACAUACCCAAAUAUCAGUAAAGUUAUGCACUCCAAACUGAAUAGAACAACAGCUUUACUGGGUGCUAUGUAAAUAAAUGGACAAUACAGUAUAAAUAGCAGCGCACUCAUUUGAUUGUUCCAUAAACUUUCUUGAAGAAAGCGAUUGUUUUGAUUCUGGAAAUGUCAUAUUAAUGUUUCUGUAAUGUAGAGUUUCGUAUACAUUAAGGUUUCUAGACAUAUUAAUUUCAUUGGUGAAAAAAAAUGUUUGGUAGCCCAACAGCAUUUCUGUGGGCACAUGAGAAACUCAUAGGGGCCGAUUUAACAUUAUGCGAGUGGACAUGAUCCGAUAUUGCAGAUCAUGUCCGUUGCACAUCGAUAAAAGCAUACGCUGUUGGUAUUUAUCAUUGCACCAGCAGUUCUGGUCAGUAACGGACAGGUUAUGGAGCAGCUGUCUUUAGACCGCUGCUUCAUAACUUGUGUUUCUGGUGAGCCAAGGCUCGCCAGAAACACGGGGCAUCAAGCUCCAUACGGAGCUUGAUAAAUAUGCCCCAGUGACUUAACUCUUUAUUUUAUUUAUUGAAAGACAAUUUUAGAAGUAUAUUUUCAUAUUAAAAAAAUACUAUUCAUCCAUUUACUGUACACUGCUGCCAUUUUGUUGUAUUUGUGAGGGGAGUUUAAAGGGUUUUCUAUGCUUAAAAAAACAAAACAUUUUACUGAGAUAGUGGUGCUACCUGACAGGAACCUGUUCAUCCCCGUUUAUAGGAUCUUCAAAAGCCACAUGGUGGCUUUUAUAUUUCCAACUUUCCAAUUCAUUUCCAUUAUUAAAAUGUCUUGCUAUAAUCUCACUUUAUAAGGGACCAGUUCCUACUGAGCAUGUGCAACAGUUCACUGUGUAUAUGCAUUUUUUGAUUGGCUGGUGACUGUCACAUGAUGCAGGGGGAAGGAAGACUGAACUAACUGAAAUUUGUCAGAAAAAAAAUCUACUUAUUUGAAAUCCAGACUAAGUGCUAUUGCAUUGUCUUUGUAUAAUGCAUUUGUUGAUUAAACAAUUCUAGUGUAUUUAAUUGGCCGUUAAAUGCAGGAUCUACAUACUCAGGAAAAGCAAAGUAUGAAUAGUAUUUGCUAUCAUUCUUUUACUCUUCUGUUUAAUUUUUUUUUUAAAUCUAUUUUUGUCUUGGUCUUACUUCUGACAAAGCAGUACUUACAGUAUACUAUAUUUUGUGAAAAGUAUAAGUAUAGAUGUAUUAAAAUCUAGACAUGAGAGUUUCAAGGAAAUAUACCUUCCAGCCAAGUGUACUCUGAGCUACAGAAUAAAAAAGUUCCAUGCUAGCAUACGUUUAAAUGAUAGACCGCUGGAAACCAUGUGACGAAUUUAUCAGGUGCUGGGCAGACAUGAUUGUGAAAUGCUUGUGCAAUGCUGACCCCUGUACAUUCACAGCCAAUGAGCCGCUAGCAGGGGGUGUCAAUCAUCCCGACCGCUACUUCUUAACUUAAGUUUCCAGCGAGCCUGAAACUUCAGGUGGAGACAGCUGCUUGUUAAAUCCAGCCCAAUGAGUCAGAAGAGCCAGAGGUUUCUACAUUUUAAAAGCUUAUGAGUUAUUUAUUAUUAGACGGUCCUGCCCAUUAGUCUAACUGUGGAGCUGUUCUAUGAAAAAAAAAAAAAAAGCGGUCAGACACAACUUGUACUUGUAGCAUUAGUUGUAAAACUAUGAGUAGUUGCCAGAGAUAUUGGUAAAAGAUGGGUACUACAGGGGGAGUUUGCAUAAAGCAUAAAACAUGAUAUAAAAUAUUUUUCCACUGUAAAGUUUGAAGGAAAAUAAAAGGCAUUUCCCCCCAAAAUGCAAUAACCAAUAUUAACAUUUACCCUAUUUUAGUAGUUUAGUCAAGUGAUCUCCUUGUUUCACACCCACCAUCAAUAAAUUACCUGCCAUGUGUGUCACUGGCAUUACUGUGACAAUAUAUAUACACCCAUCUGGAAUAAUUGGCAUUGUAGGAUCAUAGAAGCAGAGACUGCUAAAGUGGUUUCAUUAUUUUUAAGAGAAUGGUUUGUUUCCUUAAAGUGAAAGGGAAGACAAAUUAUUGAUGAUUCAGAUAGAGCAUACCCUUUUAAACACCUUCCAAUUUAGUUCUAUUAUCACACUUGCGUCAUUCUCUUGGUAUCUCUUUGUUGAAGGAGCGGCAUUGCACAGGUGAGCCCAUAGCAACAAGCAUAUAUGUGCAACCACUAAUCAGCUAGCUCCCAGUGGUUCAUUGCUGAUUCUCAGCCUACCUAGGUAUGCUUUUCAUCAAAGAGAACAAAGCACAUUAGCUGAUAGAAGUAAAUUGGAAAGUUGUUUAAGCUGCAUGCUCUAAAUGUAUCAUGGAAGUUUAAUUUUGAGUUUACUGUCCCUACGGUGGAAAUGGAAGUGAAGCUGAAAUAUAAACACUUAACUCUUACACAGAUAAAGAUUAUUUCAGGAAACAAGUUGAGUGGUAUUUUUUUAAAUGUCAAAUAUAUUUAACUCUGCUAAUAUUUAUUGAAGUUGAUAAUGUACUUUUAAUCACAUUUGUGCUACUGCUGUGUAAGGCCUAAGAUAAUAGCAGGGGCAGUAACUUGAAAACUACAAUGUAUUAGCACCUAAUAUUUAUAUUUAAUAAAAUAUUAGGGCAUUUAACUUAAUAAAUCUUUAAAUUGG
This is a messenger RNA of Bombina bombina (fire-bellied toad), 5100 nucleotides long. RefSeq names its product potassium two pore domain channel subfamily K member 1 (gene KCNK1). Bases 595 to 1599 code for a protein of 334 amino acids. Gene Ontology annotation, cellular component: membrane. The record is from RefSeq and is a predicted model, not a curated record. Gene Ontology annotation, molecular function: potassium ion leak channel activity. The transcript is spliced from 3 exons. Gene Ontology annotation, biological process: stabilization of membrane potential; potassium ion transmembrane transport. NCBI's taxonomy places the organism in Eukaryota, Metazoa, Chordata, Amphibia, Anura, Bombinatoridae.